Scutellospora calospora is the source of this 224-nucleotide messenger RNA. NCBI's taxonomy places the organism in Eukaryota, Fungi, Glomeromycota, Glomeromycetes, Diversisporales, Gigasporaceae. The record is from the annotation of a GenBank genome assembly.
CUAGAAAGUAUAACACAGACAUUGUUGAGUAUACUGAAGAGUAUACUAGCAAAACGUGUGGUCAAUGUGGAACUCUCAAUCACACUUUGGGCAGGUCCAAAAGAAUAACGGGGUUCCUGCACCCCUUGAUAAUUGCUGAUUCUGUAAUUUUGAUUACUAAUGAUGCUUUUCAAUGUAGGAGUUGUAAGGAAUAUGAGCUUAAAAUAUAUGGAUGUGUUAUGAGA